AUGACAACGGAGGCUUUGAUGGCACGCGAUACGAUCUUGGCACAUCACACAACGACAAUCGGCAAAGAGAGCCCCCGGCAUUGGAUUCACGUUCCGCAUAAGACAUUCCGACCGUACUUUGAUCGAUCAUUGCUGAUUGACGACUUCAAGAUGGCGGGUCUUUGGCGAUUAUUGAAAAUGCAAUACACGCCACCUGCAGACCCUCUCACCUCCUUCGCCGGCAAGACCGUGCUGUUGACUGGUGCAACUUCUGGGCUGGGUUUUGAAGCUGCUAUCAAGUUUCUCAACCUUGGCGUGGACUCUCUGAUCAUUGGAACUCGCAAUAUGGAGCGCGGUCAUCAGGUCAAGCAAGAGCUUGAGACACGAACCAAUCGACCCAAUGUCGUGCAAGUCUGGGAGCUUGAGAUGAGCAGUUUUCAAAGUGUGAAGCAUUUCGCAAGUCGCGCAAAUAGUGAAUUGAAACGCCUGGACAUGGCGUUACUCAACGCCGGACUGUGGAAUCGUGAGUAUGCACAAUCGCCCGAGCACUGGGAAGAGACGUUGCAGGUCAACACGUUGUCGACGACGUUACUGGCUUUCCUACUUCUGCCCAAGCUCAGGGAGAGCUCAACUGAGACCAAUCCAACCCAUCUGGCGGUGGUCUCGAGCCAGCAAUUUGCACAAGUCAAGGCCGACAGCUUGCAGACCGACGGUCCACUGCUGGAGUAUCUGAACUCGCCAGAGAGGUUUCAUGGCCCACGACAAUACGGGGUAUCCAAAUUGCUCUUGGAAUACAUGAUGAAGACCCUGGCAGGGCUGGUCCGCGAGGAGAAUGGAACCCUGCCUGUCAUAGUGAACACUAUCAGUCCUGGUCUCUGUCGAUCGUCGCUUGGCCGACAGUACGAUCGUUUCUAUGAGCGAUGGUUGGUAUGGAUCAUGUACAGGCUUUUUGCGCGAACGACUGAGCAGGGUAGUCGCUUGUUGGUGACGGGUGUAUUGCAAGGCGCAGAGGCGCAGGGCAAGUGUUGGCGAAAUGAUGGGUAUCUGGAUGAGUCACAAGCAUUGACGACUAAAGAAGAAGGAGAGGCGUUUCGAGCCAAGGCUUGGAGGGAAAUCUCAUUGCUCUUGGAGCAGGAAGCCGUAGAAGUUCGAGAGAUCACCCAGCGAACUAUUUAG
Messenger RNA from Penicillium diatomitis, 1155 nucleotides. RefSeq names its product putative short-chain dehydrogenase/reductase family protein. NCBI's taxonomy places the organism in Eukaryota, Fungi, Ascomycota, Eurotiomycetes, Eurotiales, Aspergillaceae. The transcript is spliced from 2 exons. The record is from RefSeq and is a predicted model, not a curated record. The coding region runs from base 1 to 1155 and encodes 384 amino acids.